AUGUCUCCCGACCCAACUGCCAUAGCUACGUCUUGGCUCACCGAUUUCUCUCGCUCCGUCCAGGACGAGGAUAUCGCUGCCCUUACCUCGUACUUCCUUCCUGACGGCUGGUUACGAGACCACCUCAUCUUUACUUGGGACACCCGCUCGCUUCUUGGGCACGAAGCCAUCUCUGCAUACCUCUCUAACACACUCUCGUCGGCGCAACUCUCGAAUAUCAAGAUCCACGAUGCACCGUUCUUGCACCCAACCUACGGUUCUGUCACGCCCACCUCUCUCGGAGUGACAUUUGCGUUCGCCUUCGACACUCCCAUUGCGCAUGGUAAAGGUUUUGUUCGGUUGCUCCCGCGAGGCGAGCAUUGGAAGGCCCUGUCUGUCUUUACGAGUAUGGCUGACCUGAAGGGCCACGAGGAGGAGGGAGCGGAAUUAGGCUCAUGGGGUGGUCAUACAUUGUCGUUCGAGUCUGUGCUCCAAGAGAGGAGGGCACAAAUCGAGAGCGAACCCCAUGCUCUCAUUGUCGGAGCUGGUCAAGCUGGGUUAAUGGUUGCUGCUAGGUUCAAACAGAUGGGUAUCCGGUCGAUUGUUUUAGAAAAGAAUGCGCGAGUAGGGGAUAACUGGCGCAAACGAUACCCCACUCUGAGCUUGCAUACGCCCAAGACUAAUCAUGGAUACCCAUCAACAUGGCCCACUUACUCGCCAAGAGACAAAUUAGCCGAUUUUAUGGAGUUCUAUGCCACAGCUCAGGAGCUCGUCGUUUGGACAAACUCUACUCUGUUGCCCCAACCUGCGUACAACCCCGAGACGAAGAGGUGGACCGUAACGAUCGACCGGGAUGGUACUGAGGUUCGCCUUAGUCCUUCCCAUAUCGUCAUGGCUGCUGGCGCGGUCGGCCCUCCACGCAUCCCAAACAUACCGACACUCAACUCCUUUGCCGGCGAGGUCCUUCACUCUUCUGGAUUCAAUGGCGCGGCUCCGUACAAAGGCAAGCGCGUCGUUGUCGUCGGCGCAGGCAACUCGUCCGCCGACAUUUGCCAGGACUGCAGCUUCCAGGGUGCAUCGUCUGUUACUAUGGUGCAGCGGUCAUCCACGACAAUCGUGAAGAAUGAGUUAGUCCAUGAUAUGGUCAUGGUUUCAUUUCCGGAAGGAGAACCGACGGAAGUCUCUGACUUCAAGAACACGUCGAUGCCUUGGGGUCUCAAGAGGAAGGUUAUCUUGGAGACCAAGGACGUCAUCGCUGAGAUGCACCGGGAGAUGCACGAAGGUCUUCGGAGUCGAGGGCUUGAUGUGAAUCUGGAUGAUGGUACGGGGACCUUCCUGAAGUUCCAUUCUAACUACGGAGGGCAAGACGUAGGGACUGCUCAACUCAUCAUCGAUGGGAAGGUGGGUAUUAAGCAUGGCGUCGAGAUUGCGCGGUGCAACAAAAACACCAUCGUCUUCUCCGACGACUCUGAACUCGAAGCCGAUGUCCUGAUUUUCGCGACUGGUCAACAAUCGUCUCUCGAGGCUUACAAGAAGGUCUUCGACCCGAGAUUGAUAGAGCAGACACCUCACCUAUGGGGCUUUGACGACGAGCAGGAACUCCGUGGUGUCUUCCGCCGAACGUCGCACCCUGCUCUAUGGUUUGCCGGGGGAGAUUUCGGUGUAUGCCGUACUAGUUCAAAGAAUUUGGUGAAUCCUCAGGUUUCAUGCUCAUGGAUCGUUGCUGAUUUUAUCAUCUCUAGGCUCUCCUCAUCAAGGCCACGGACCUUGGCAUCGUUGGAGAGUGAACUAUCCAAAACGCCGUUUUGUACAUCCUGUCCGCAAAAAAAUCCUUGA
Stereum hirsutum FP-91666 SS1 is the source of this 1815-nucleotide messenger RNA. RefSeq names its product FAD/NAD-P-binding domain-containing protein. The record is from RefSeq and is a predicted model, not a curated record. Lineage: Eukaryota; Fungi; Basidiomycota; Agaricomycetes; Russulales; Stereaceae. The coding region runs from base 1 to 1815 and encodes 604 amino acids. Gene Ontology annotation, molecular function: monooxygenase activity; flavin adenine dinucleotide binding. The transcript is spliced from 7 exons.